Messenger RNA from Chlorocebus sabaeus (green monkey), 806 nucleotides. It is a transcript of the gene SPATA45, whose product is annotated as spermatogenesis associated 45. The record is from RefSeq and is a predicted model, not a curated record. NCBI's taxonomy places the organism in Eukaryota, Metazoa, Chordata, Mammalia, Primates, Cercopithecidae.
GGAGGCAGGGGAGGAAAGCGGGCUGGAAGCACUUGCUGACGUUUUCCUGCCCGGAAGAAUGCAUGGCCCGGGGUCCUUUGCACCUGAGGGUGGGCGGGAGGCGGCCCCGCGGGUUGCGUUGCUGGAAGAAGGGGUCUCGAUCCAGACCCCAAGAGAGGGUUCUUGGGUCUACCGCAGGGAAGAAUUGGAGGCGAGUCACAAAGCGCAGUAAAGGAAGCAAGUUUAUUGGAAUCUACUCCGUUACAGAGUCGCAAGUCCUCAGACUGUAGGAGGAGGAACUCCCGUCCUUCCGUGGUGUCACUACUUAGAGGCAACUGUGAGGAGCUGUGAUUAAACGUGGAAUGUGCUGAUGUGCCCACUAAAGGACAGCAAGAAUCGCUUGACAAUUGGUUUGUGAGCAUAAUGGCAUCUAUAAACAGAACCAUUGAAAUAAUUAAAAAACAUGGAGUAAGCAAACAACAUCUCCUGGAGGAGAUAAACAAAAAGCGUGAAUCCAACUGCUUGGUGGAACGAAGCAAUCAAGUCAGCUUACUGAGAGUUCAAAAGAGGCACUUCCCGGGUGCCUGUCAGUCCUUUACUCAUACCACAACCAAAGAGCCUGUUCCCGACAGUGGCAGGAGCUCCUGGGUCAAGCUGAGUCUCCUUGCUCACAUGGAGAGAAAGCACUUUCCACCAAAAAAUAAUGCCAUAUUUGGAUAAAGUGCAUCUCCAGAGACAAAGACACACAGAAAUACCUUCUCUUUGAUUCUUCUUCAGUGUGCCUAAAUUAUUUACAAAUUAUUAAUUAUAAACAAAACUAAACAAAA